This is a messenger RNA of Corticium candelabrum, 1105 nucleotides long. Its product is annotated as syntaxin-16-like. Lineage: Eukaryota; Metazoa; Porifera; Homoscleromorpha; Homosclerophorida; Plakinidae. The record is from RefSeq and is a predicted model, not a curated record. The coding region runs from base 2 to 997 and encodes 331 amino acids. Gene Ontology annotation, cellular component: SNARE complex; endomembrane system; membrane. Gene Ontology annotation, molecular function: SNAP receptor activity; SNARE binding. The transcript has 10 exons. Gene Ontology annotation, biological process: intracellular protein transport; vesicle fusion; vesicle-mediated transport.
CAUGUGCAAUGUCAUUAUGUCUCAAGGAAGGCGACUAGAGAAAUUGGUGACUAGGAGCCACACGGAAGUAUUCCUGCGUUUUCGAAGUAGUGUACUAGGAGCAAAGCAGUCUGGACUGUCUGAUGAUGGAGACGAUAGGGUGGCUUUGGUACGGGUAGGAGAGUCAUCAGAUGCACAAUUUGGAAGACUAGAGAGAGAAAAGCUACCGCCAGAAUGGACUUCACGUAUUGAUGAGAUAUCUCUUGAAAUUACGAGAAUCAAGCAAAAAAUGAACAAACUAAGCGAGCUACAUGAUGAGCAUAUGUACAGGCCAUCACUGGAUGACACACAAAAGGAACACGAAAUUGAAAUCAUGACCAAAGAAAUUACAGAGAUGUUUCAUCGAUGUCAAAAAUCAAUUCGAGGCAUUGGGUCGAGAAGUAAGGAUGGAUCGAAGGAAGAGCAAGUCAUGGCAAGGAAUGUAAUGUCGUCUCUUGCUGCAAGUCUGCAGGAGCUGUCUAUAUCGUUCAGAAAGGGACAGUCAAAUUACUUGAGACGAAUGAAGAAUCGUGAGUCUCAAUGGUCAGAUAUGACUUUACCGACAGUCGGAGCAGCAGCUGCUACUGGAGGGGCACAGAGCUCACUAAUGGCUGAGGAACAGUUGCCAGAAGAUGAACUUUAUGAUAGAGGUUUCACAGACCACCAGCUCAUGCUGGUUGAAGACAAUACAGAAGUGAUCGAAGAACGGGAACGGCAAAUACGUUCUAUUGUUGAAUCAAUCUCACAACUCAAUGAAAUUUUUAGAGAUCUGGCUACAAUGAUUGUUGAACAGGGAACUGUUCUAGACAGAAUAGAUUACAAUAUUGAGCAAACAUCUACUAGUGUGGAGAAAGGACUUCAGCAACUUGAACAGGCUGAGAAGACACAGAGGAAGUCUCGUAAGACACUCUGUAUAAUUGUGCUUGCUGUCGUCGUUAUCGUCAUGUUGCUCGGUUACAUUAUCUUCAAAGUGAAGUAAUGAUACUGCAAUUCUGAUAGAACUUAGAAUGCACGUCGUUUGCUGUUAAUGUUCCCUACUAUUUACAGUAAUUUGUAUGGAAAUAAGACACAUUAUUGUUCGUAUUGA